Messenger RNA from Nematolebias whitei (Rio pearlfish), 1482 nucleotides. RefSeq names its product HMG box-containing protein 1-like. Gene Ontology annotation, molecular function: RNA binding; protein binding; DNA-binding transcription factor activity, RNA polymerase II-specific. The transcript has 12 exons. The coding region runs from base 1 to 1482 and encodes 493 amino acids. Gene Ontology annotation, cellular component: nucleus. Lineage: Eukaryota; Metazoa; Chordata; Actinopteri; Cyprinodontiformes; Rivulidae. Gene Ontology annotation, biological process: regulation of transcription by RNA polymerase II. The record is from RefSeq and is a predicted model, not a curated record.
AUGCUAAAGCCCCAUUUGAACCUUAACAUCACAAUCAGUUUUGCAUUACGUGUUUAUUUGCAAGUUGCAGCAGCUAGCGGAACAAUAAAUACACACGGCGCCCAGUCCCAUGAUCCUCUGCGGUGUGACGAACACUUCCUCUCUUCCCUUGGCGGCCCCACCAGUGACAGUUACAUGGAAUACGACGAUCUUCCAGAUCUGCAGGAGGUUCAAGAAGAACCGGCAGCUCUGUCCGUGUACAAGGUGGAGGUCGGCGUGUCGCACCAGGAGCGUCACGAUCACACACAGACACACAGGCCCCCGCCUCCAGACACACUGUGGCUCACACAGCUGGCGCACAUCGCCACCGGGCCUCAGAGCCCACUGCUGCAGGACCCUGCUCACAGCAGCUUCUCUUCAGUCAGCGCCCCGAGCCGCAGCAGGAGUGAUCUCCACUCCUACGCUCGGCCUCCUCCUGCGCUCCCCAGCAGCUCCACGUCUCCCCCCCGCGCUCCUGGCAGGGAGCGCCGACGCAGCAGGACGAGCAGCGAGUGUGGUUCUGCCGUCUCAACGAGGUCGUCUGUGUCCGACGACGAGGACAUGGGCUGGAGUUUCUCCUGGCCUCCUACAGCCUGGAACUGUUUCCUCAAAGGAACUCGUCUGCGCUUCCACAGCGGCUCAAACAUGGCGUGGCAGGACGUGGAGGACUUGGAGGCUGGUGGAAAGGACUGUGCUGACGAGGAGUGGUCGAGAUUUCUGAAGAGCUAUGGCUCCGAGGGUCUGCAGCUGGUGGAGCAUGAAGAGACAGUGUUGUCUGGUCAGACUGUCCUGCAGUUAACCUUUGACCCCGGGGUGUUUGGACAUACCCCCGUCACGGCCCGGUGCCAACUGGACCACCCCUUCUACGUCAAAAACAAAGGGUGGUCCUCGUUUUACCCAAGCUGGACCGUGGUGCAUUAUGGGAUACCGUGUUAUGAAACUGAAGUAGGAGAUGUGUGCCUGCCUCCUGGGCACAGAGAUGCAAAGCACACAGAUGAUUCACUGGUUUUUGACACAUUUAAAAGCUACGACUUCACUCCUCUGGACUCGUCUGCCGUUUACAUGUUGAGCAGCAUGGCGAGACGCCGGCGCGCCUCACAGUCCAGCGGGGGAGCCGCUUCCCCCGAGAGAGCCACCCAUUCCCAGUCCAGACAUCACAAGCCAACAAAGAACCAGUUGGUCAGAGCACAGGGAGGCGGCGGCGCCACGCCCAGCAGGUGCAAGAGACCGAUGAACGCCUUCAUGCUGUUCGCCAAGAAGUUCAGGGUGGAGUACACGCAGAUGUAUCCGGGCAAGGACAACAGAGCCAUCAGCGUCCUCCUCGGGGAGCAGUGGAAGAAGAUGCGAAGCGAGGAGCGGCUCGUGUUCACGCUGCAGGCCAAAGCGCUCGCCGACGAGCAGAAGAGGCUCAACCCCGACUGCUGGAAGCGCAAACGCACGAACUCUGGAUCUCAGGGACAUUAA